AAGGGUAGAGUUGGAUGUCUCGAGACCACUUUUACGUGGUCUUGGUCUCGUCUUGGUCUCGACGGACUUUGGUCUCAGUCUUGUCUUGAUCUCGCUGUCUCAGAUCAACAUAGUGGUCGGGAGAUUUGGAGUCAACAGUAUCCAUGACACAAAACGUAAUGUUCAAUAAUGUAUCAUGCGCAAAAGCUUUAGCUCUAAGAGCCGUGCUUAGAUAGUGCAUUGUAGUGAAUCAGAAUGGUCAACUCCCAUUGAGCGAGAGCCGGCUCCUCACUUAAUUUCCUUUCGCUGCUCAGCUCUCACACAGCAACACACAGUGGCUCAGCUAUGCUCAAAUCCAUCCACAUUGUGGCAUAUUAUUAUUUCGCCUUUCGCACCCUUCAAACACAACUAAAUGCAACCCCUUAGAUUGAGCAGUAUGCCUGGUCAGUAAGUUACAGAAAUGUCAGCGACUUCGUCUGUCAUAAAGUUUGCGUUCAUAGAACAAAAAGAGUUUUUGGUAAAUGCAAAAAAGAAGUAUUCGGCAAAGUGCAGAUUUUGCAAAGUCUCCUUGACCAAGACAGCCGGGCCUACCUCAACCUUCACCAGGCACCUGGAGCGCAAACACCCUCAAAGGUACUUGGAGUACAAAGCAGGAUCUGCAACAUCAGUGAUAGCGGUCAAUCCCACACAGCCUCAAUUAUCAUUGUUUGCUCCAAGCACCCACUUAUUUUCCCCAAAUCCACCCAGGCAACAGGCCAUCACCCAGUCCAUCCUCCAGGACCUUAUAGUUGGAUGCUCUCUCCCCCUGUCUAUCGUUGAGAAUCCACAUUUUAGACACUUCCUGAAUGUCUUGGAUAGCAAAUACACUCCUGUGUCUAGGACCACCUUGACAGAGAAGCUGAUAUCUCACCUUGUCACUAAAGUGAAGGGUGACGAAAUCAAAGCCCUGGAAGUCCAGCCAAAUGUAGCAAUAACAACAGACCUCUGGUCUGACCGGAGGCUUCGUACUUUCCUGGGAGUUACCGCUCAUAUUGCCUGCAAGAACAAGGACUCUUACAGUUUACAAUCAUUUUUGCUUGACUGUAGGCGUUUCACAGGGAAGCACUGCGGCGAACGAAUCGCCUCAGCAUUUGACAGCAUAGUUGAGUAGUAUGGCAUUGGCCAUAAAAUAAGCUACAUUCUGACGGAUAAUGCAUCCAAUAUGAAGCGGGCCUUUAAAGUCAGGAUGCCAGAAGUAGAGCACCCUGAAGGUGACAGCAGUGAUGACCUCGAUGAUGAAACAAUGUGGGAGGAUGCAGAAGAUUCUGAUCCAUGGUCAACGGGUGAACGUCUUUCUUGUUUCGCCCACUCGCUGCAACUCGUAAUCAGUGAUGGGAUGAAAGAGGUAAAGGCAAUAGCUAGAGCCAUUGCCAAAGCCAGCAAGUUUACAAACCUGCUGCACAGCAGUAGUAACCACAAAGACUUGUUUGAGGCACACUUUGGCUCCAAUAAGUCCAUCCCAGCAGGAAACAACACCCGCUGGAAUAGCACCUACAGACAGUUAAAGGCUCUGAUCACACUUGACCACAGGGCCAUCACUGAAAUGUGCAGCGAUACAGAGAAUUUAGUGUUUUCAGACCGAGAGUGGGCUCAGCUGAAAGACCUUUGUGCUUUGCUUGAGCCUUUUUCUGAGGCAACAGACCUUACAGAAGGUGAUCAUCAGGUGACUAUUAGCAUGGUGGUCCCCACUGUUCUGGACUUGAAGAAUCAUCUUAUAAAGAUGGAAGUAGAAAUGCCCCAGGUCGUAACUAUAGUCAGGGCACUGAAAAGAUCCUUAGAGAAACGGUUCUCUGGAAUUUUCAGGCAGAUUUGCAUGGACGAAAAGGAUCCAGAAGAGCCGUUUAGCCAUCGGAUCUACUUCCUUGCCACCAUGCUCGACCCCCAGUUUGGACUGACCUGGGUAGAUUUAGAUGUCCAAAAUGGUGAAACCGGACCAGCACUGAAGAGGUUCAGAGAUGACCUUAAAAAGUCAUUAAUAGACCUUUUGAUCACAGAGGUAGACAGAGAUGCACCUGCAGCACAAACAGAAGAAGACACAGAAUUAUCGGAUAGUGACUCAGCGCCACCCCCAAAACGUCUUCUUUCAUGCUACAAGGCAUUUAGGUUGCAACACAGCACAAGCCAGGACUCGAGCACUGAUGCACAAAUAAGCAAGUACCUAGACAGCAUAAAUGACUGUGACUGUGAUGCACUCACCUUUUGGUCAAAAAACAAAGAGCGUUUCCCCACUCUACACAGUGUUGCCUUGAAGGUCCUCUCUGUCCCUGCCUCUUCUGCCCCAGUUGAGAGGGUUUUUAGUAGAGGAGGCAUUCUAAUGAGACCCCACCGCGCAUGGCUAGGCUAUAAGAUGUUGCAAUCUUUAGUUUUCUUGAAGUGCAAUCAAUCACUGUUUUAAAAUGUGAACUGUUUUC
Oreochromis niloticus (Nile tilapia) is the source of this 2429-nucleotide messenger RNA. RefSeq names its product zinc finger BED domain-containing protein 4-like. Lineage: Eukaryota; Metazoa; Chordata; Actinopteri; Cichliformes; Cichlidae. The transcript is spliced from 3 exons. The coding region runs from base 1181 to 2413 and encodes 410 amino acids. Gene Ontology annotation, molecular function: protein dimerization activity. The record is from RefSeq and is a predicted model, not a curated record.